Molecule: messenger RNA, 1143 nt
Organism: Ilex paraguariensis (yerba mate)
Lineage: Eukaryota; Viridiplantae; Streptophyta; Magnoliopsida; Aquifoliales; Aquifoliaceae
Source: the annotation of a GenBank genome assembly
AUGCAGCCCACUCCUCCCUUCUCUCUCUCUGUGCCGAGUAAAAUGACCAAAGUAGUCACAACAUUGAAUUACUUAUGGUUAAGCUUACUACUUUACGCUCUUAACAUGCAUGUAAUGGCAUUUUGGCCAGGAGGAAGAUCAACCAGAUUCUAUGACUUCAAGGUGCAAACCAUGAGAACUACUAAGCUGUGUAACACCCAGGACAUUGUGACGAUUAAUGGAAUGUAUCCUGGCCCAGUUGUUUAUGCUCAAGAAGACGAUCGAGUAAUUGUCAGACUUACCAACGAAUCACCAUACAACGCGACAAUCCACUGGCAUGGUGUCCGGCAGAGGCUAUCGUGCUGGUCAGACGGGCCUUCAUACAUUACCCAAUGCCCCGUUCAACCUGGACAGACUUUCACUUACGAGUUUACGCUAAUCCAGCAGAAGGGCACCCUUUUUUGGCAUGCUCAUAUAUCGUGGAUUCGGGGCACUGUUCAUGGCGCCAUUGUCAUAUAUCCAAAGACUGGGGUCCCAUACCCAUUCCAGUACCCUUAUGAAGAGCAUAUCAUAAUCUUAGGGGAGUAUUGGCUGAGGGACCUCAGACAACUUGAGCAGGCUGUUCUGGCGAGCGGUGGAGGUCCUCCACCGGCAAAUGCUUUUACAAUCAACGGUCACCCGGGACCUAAUUACAACUGUUCCAACAACGAUGUGUAUAAAAUUGAUGUGGUCCCUGGGAAGACGUAUCUGUUAAGGUUAAUCAAUGCAGGUUUAAACAUGGAGAGCUUCUUUGCUAUUGCUAAUCACAAGUUAACGAUUGUUGAAGCUGAUGCUGAGUAUAUAAAGCCAUUCACGACAGACCGUGUGAUGCUCGGGCCUGGCCAGACACUCAACGUCCUAGUGACUGCCAAUCAGCCUAUAGGACGAUACUCCAUGGCCAUGGGACCUUACAUGUCAGCCAGGAAUGUCCCAUUCCAAAAUAUAACAUCAAUUGCCUACUUCCAAUACCUUGGUGCCAUGCCAAAUAGCAUUGCUUUACCAGCUCCUCUGCCAGUUUUCAACGAUAAUCUAGCCGUUAAGACAGUCAUGGAUGGGCUUAAAAGUCUUAAUCCUGCUCAAAUCCCAAAGAGAUUGAUAAAAACCUUUUCAUCACUAUUGGUGUAA